AUGGCGCACUGCACGUCGCGCCGACGCUCCACCCGCUGCGGCGCGCAGGGACGUGGUGGGCGGCACGAGGCGGCCGCGCUGGGCGGCGUGCAGCUCGGGCAGCCCGGGGCGCUCUGGGCUGGGUCGGCACCCGAUGGAGCGUCUCACGACAGCUGCAGCCCUGCUGACGGCCCCCAGGAUCCAGCCGCAAAGCAGCAGCAGGGCCCGCCCACGCCCGGCCCGGCGGCGCGAGUGCCGCUGGCGGCGUCUGCCAGCACCGACCUUGGUGCGGGCGGCGGCGAAAAGGCGGACUGGCAGCGGCAGCAGCAGCAGCAGCAGCAGCAGCAGCAGCAUGCGCCCGCGGCGCUGUGCAGCAGUGACGACCCGAUCGUCGACAUUGCCAUCCGCCCGGGCGCACCGGUCCAGGGGCGCCUCUCCAGCUUCCAGGGCUGCGAUUUCGGCCCUCUUCCCGGCUCCCUCGGCGCGCACGAUGGCAGGGUUGGCAGCGGCGCCGGCUUGAGUGGAGGCGGCCUGCCGGGGGGUUCCCUGCCACUGCCGCUGCCGUCAUCCGUGGGGCCCGCUGGCGCGGCGCUUCAGGCGAUGCAGCUGCCUCCUGGGCUGUUUAUGGGCAGCAGCAUCCUGCCGCCUGCUGGGGUGUUUGACCCUUCCAUCAACCCUGCCGCAUCAGCCAAAGCGCAGCAGCUGCAGCUGCACGCCCUGCAGAUGCAGGCAGCACUCCUGCAGCAGCAGCAGCAGCAGCAGCAGCAGCAGCAGCAGCAGCAGCAGCAGCAGCAGCAGCAGCAGCAGCAGCAGCAGCAGCAGCAGCAGCAGCAGCAGCAGAAGCAGCAGCAGCAGCAACAGCAGCAGCAGUGGCUGCAACAGGGAGUGCUGCUGCUGCAGGGGCAGAGCCAGCUUAGUGGUAGUCCGCAGGCAGCGAACCUGCCGCACACCUCGUUGCAGCAGCAGCAACAGCCGCAGCACCACCACCACCACCACCAGCAGCAGCAGACGCAACAGCAAUCGCAGCAGCAGCAGCAGCAGCAGCAGCAGCAGCAGCAGCAGCAGCAUCAGCAGCGGCGGCAGCGGCAGCAGCAGCAGCAGCAACAGUUGAGCAGGGACCAUCAGGCAGGCGCGGCGCAGCAGGGGGGCCAACAAACCAUGGCUUGGCUGUCUGGCACCUCACCUGCCGCCCCUGCCAACCCUUCGGCGCUGUCCCCCCCGAGCUCGCACGCCGACGGCGCGCCCAGCGCCGCCGCAGCCUCGCCGCCAGCGGCGGCACCAACGCCGCCGCCGCACCACCAGCAGCAGGCGGCCCCGCUGCAAGUGCCGCCGGGGCUGGCGCGGGGGCUGCGGCGCGCGCUGUCGCUGACCAGCCCGGGGAGCCUCCUGGACCUCGCGUCUGCCGCGUCGGUCAGCAGCAGCAGCCACGGCCACCUGCCGUCCCUUCCCUCAGACGCCUCUCUGUCGGACUUGGACGCCCUGCGCUUGUCCUCGGCCUCGUUUGCGGCGGCCCUGGCGGAGGCCGAGGCGAUCCACGCCCGCGUCUCCGCCGCCGCCGCCGCUCCCAACGCCGCGGCGCCGUCCGCGGCCGCGGCAGCCCCCGCCGGCGCCGAGGGCGCAGCAGGGGCGGAGCCGCCGGCCGGGCCCCCAGACAGGGUGGCGGACGCGGGCAAGUUGGGCAGCCGAGACGGCGACGACGGCGAUGACGUUGGGAUGACGUCAUCAUGCCAGCCGGCGGAGGAUGACUACGACCCCAUGGAGCUGACUAAGGUCAAGACGCGACACCUUUGGCUGGGCAACCUGAACUCGCGGCUCCCGCGCAGCGCGCUGCGUCAGGUGUUUGAAGUGCACGGGGCCGUCGAGGACGUCGUCACCUUCCCCGGCCGCAUGUGA
Messenger RNA from Monoraphidium neglectum, 1872 nucleotides. RefSeq lists its product as hypothetical. The coding region runs from base 1 to 1872 and encodes 623 amino acids. NCBI's taxonomy places the organism in Eukaryota, Viridiplantae, Chlorophyta, Chlorophyceae, Sphaeropleales, Selenastraceae. The record is from RefSeq and is a predicted model, not a curated record. The transcript is spliced from 3 exons.